UCCCCGUCUAUGGCUUCCCUGGAGCAGUACAGUUCGCUCGUGUCCAUGCAAGGCCCACUGCAUUCCUGCCGGAAGUGCGCCUAUGUGACCAAGAACAGUGCAAACAUGAAAAGACACCUUCACAAGCACACGGGCGAGCGCCCCUUCCCUUGCCACCUGUGUCCAGCUGCAUUCACUCAGAGCUACCAUCUUAAAGAGCACAUUCGUACCCACACAGGAGAACGUCCCUUUCCCUGUGACCACUGCAAUGCAUCCUUUUCGCUUAAAAAGAACCUUUUGCAUCACAUGCGCACCCACACAGGAGAGCGUCCUUUUUCCUGUGACCACUGCAAUGCAUCCUUUCCUUUGAAAAGCAGCCUCACGGCGCACUUGCUCACUCACACAGGAGAGCGUCCCUUUUCCUGUGACCACUGUGAUGCAUCCUAUAAGUCUAGAAGUGGCCUGAGGCAGCACAGCCUCGUACACAUACGAGUGCGCCCCUUUUCCUGUGUCCACUGCAGUGCAUCCUUUAUACACCAUUACAACCUCAUUCGCCACACCUCAAGUGAACAUCCAAGCAAGACGCCCUGUUCCUUGUCUUUAGCAUCCCGUGUGCGGUGCUAUUCCCUCGUGUCCGUGCAAGGCGGAUGGCAUUCCUGCGGGCAGUGCGCCUAUGUCACCAAGGACAGAAGUAACCUGAACAGACACCUUCGCGUUCACACGGGCGAGCGCCCCUAUGAGUGCCACCUGUGUCCAGCUGCAUUCAGUCAAAGCAACACUCUCACAGAGCACAUUCUCACUCACACAGGAGAGCGUUCCUUUUCCUGUGACCAGUGCAGUGCAUCUUUUUCAUUGAAAAAGUGUCUCGUGAAGCACAUGUCCCGUCGUCAUUCAAAGAAGAAUCCCUAAAGGGCAGGAGCAAUCAUUUAUACAAAGGCAAAAGGAAUGUUGAUUGAUCAAUUAAAUAUCUGUGUUUGUAAGUAACAUCCAAGGUGUAUGAAAUGGUUCUUGGGUGCCUCGGCAAUUGAUUUUGUUACAGCAUACUGCUUAGAGAGAAAUAAUCUCAUUGUUAAUCAUAAUCUCUUAAGUGUCUUUGGGUGACCUUGCAGCCCUGAUGACUAAAGGUUUGAUUUGUCUUGAAUGCGGAUUAGUUGGAAUGUGGUCAUGAUUUGAAACCUUCUUGUAGUUACAUAAGUAGUUACAUAUGUAAUUCAUAAGGAAAACAGAGACAGUUGUGUAAGUGAGGUGUGGCCAUUUCGGUAUGUGUGAAAUUCUUUCCUGCAAGUUUAUCAACGAAGAAGUGGUUUGGUGCACAUUUAAUAUUACUUUGCAGUUAAGCCUGUUUAAAGCAAGCUUCAAUAUAAUGACAUUCUACGUAUAACUAAGUAUUUAUUAUUACAUGGCAGUGCCCAUCGAACUUAUUGUAUUUUAAUAUUAAUGUAAGCAAGCAUAUUAUUCACUGGCUCAAUAUGGCAGUUUCACUGCUUCCGCAAAGGGUGAUUGAAACCAUAAUACGAAACUUGCUGGUGCCAGUGGUCGAAUGGUUACAUGCUUCCUUAUUGGCGGACACAUCUUUUAAUAUUGUGUGCCGCAUCACCCAAGAAGCCUUAAAAGGUCAGGGGCUCACAGGCUUCUUUUUUUCCUUUGGUGGGGGGAUUAAUUGACGUAUUGAUUUCUUUUGGAAGAAGCUAUCAUCUGAAAUCCAUCAGUUAUUGAGUUUUCUAGGGUGUAUUGCUUAUAGAGAAAUCUUUCAUUGUUGACGAUUAAUUCUUAAAUAAGGGCCUUCGUGUGCCAUUGCAGAUAUGCCAGGACGUCGACAGUUUUUGUCCAUCAUCAUUUCUUGUUUCCUUAUGAAAACAUCAGGAAUAAUAUGGCAAUGUCGCCUCAUGUGCCCCCACUCGAAAGCAGGGCAGCAUUGUACUGAAAUGUUGUGCACAGGAUCGUAUUUGCUCACUGGCUCAAUUUGUACAUGUGUGCCCUCUUAAAGCAUCUCACUAUUGCUUACUAUUAAUAGAACGUCUUACUAAUGCUUUGGCACAAGGAACACACUUCGGAUAAGAUUAGUUAAAAGCUAAAAAACUGUCAUGUUUUCUGUCAUCAACAUCCUGUGUAGCCGUUGCCAUGAAUCCAUUGCUGCGCCACUUUAGUGAUCUGGCCAACAUGGUGCUUCAAGAUAAGGAAACAAAUACUAAUCACCCUGAUUACCUUCUUUGAACAUUGACAUCCUAUAUGCUGCUGCAUGGAUGGCAGUGUGAAAGGAGCACAGGUGUUUACUGUGCAAUGUCUGCUAGUUACAAGUGUUUGCCUUCAUAUUGCCCACUAGAGCUUGUCUGUUCGGUUAUGUGAGUAGUUACACAUAAUUAGUCACUGAAAAAUAAUCACUCAAUUACAAAACUGCUGAGAAAUGUUGCUGAUUGCCAGUAAAGUGUUACGUGCAAGUCUGGUUGAUGCCGUGGGUAAAAGUUUGUGUGGGUAUACCGUGAGUGCUCUGGCUACUGGAUCUCUGGAGGUUCUGCAGAUGUUUACAUCGUUACUACAUUGCAUGCUUCGGACAUUGCCAUAUUAUAUGCAUUCCACUAACAUCCUCAUGGAAAUCAUUCACUUUUUUGCCCCGUUACAUUGCUCUUAUUCUUGAGAUUGCGAAGUCUGUGUGGGGAUGUUUACUGCCGGCUGCAUUUGUUAUGUUAUUAUGAGACAAGUGAAAUCAGAUAUUUGUUUUUGGACCUGAUAGUUUAUUGAUAUUCUGAAGAAACGAGUGGAUUUCAUUGCAGUGUAUAAGUUUCAGUCAUCAGCGUCAAGGAAAUGUGUGCCUGUCUUUACAAAGCGCUGUUUCAGGCUGCGUUUGUAUCAAUGAAUGCUCAUAUACUUCCAGGUCGGUUCAGCAGUGCACCUGUUCGUGCAAGUGUAGCUCAGAGAAAAGCAUUUGCAGUUAAUUUACCAGAACACUUGGUUGUGACACUUCGUCUUUUUUGCACGUCAGGAUGUUAACAAUGAUUGUUAAAUAAGUUUGCGUCAUUAAUAUUGUUAUUUCAUUAUGCAUUUAACCCGGUCGUCCUUUGUGUUUCUGUAUUUCAUUUGUACUAUUGUACUGAAUAUGAACACUGACAUCGAGCAACUACUAACAUUGCUUUUUUUUUCCUUUUUGCCGUGGUGCUACUUCAAGAACAUUUACUUCUUGAAUGCACUUGAAUAUAAUGUGGCUGUAUUCUUUCCCACCAUCAAAAGUGGCAAAGUUUACUUGGAUCAAUUUCGUUACACGUUUUAUGUCAUGUUGCGUUAAAAGCUGCAUUGGUAUGCUCAAGGCACGCGCAGAUACUUACUGAAAGAUAUGUUAGCAAGUGCCUGCAAUCCAUGCAUAUCACCAAAGUGAAGCACUCAUGCACGCUGCUAUCAAUGUAACAAAACCAGUGUUAGAAUUCAUGCAAUUGCAAAAUUGAGCAUAAAAUAAAGCAGUGUGUUAAAAUCUUUUUCUUCAAACUAAGCAAAAUGGUGACGGAGAGCCACGGAAUUGUAAUGAAAGUGCACGGUGUUGAAGCAUUUAGUAAAGAGUGUGUGUUUGAGAUGGAAAGGAUGGAGUCGAGGAGACGUUGCAAAUACUGAACAAUGCGGGACCGUAGUGCGGGCGAUUGCACAAGAAGCACUUGCUUACAGUUCUUAAAAUAAAUUUGCAACCGAUAUUAGAAAUGUUUUGUUGCUUAUGCUGAUUGCUUUGAAGGUCAGCAAACAUAUUUCGUGUGUAACUCUUGCUUGCCUAAUCUUAGAUUAUUCAUGCAAGUUUCUGGACACCACUUGUAGAUCAACUGGUGCAUUUGGUAUGCUCAUGUUAAGGAUGCCCUGAUGCCUAAAGGGCAUGCAGUUCUUUGUUAAGUUGAAGUGUGCAUUGUUCUCAGUAAGGCAUUGAAAGAGCUUUAACAUUUAGGCAUGCCAAGGUGGCUUUUCAAGUGUGGCUGCAAUUUAUAACCAUCAGGUUCAUUCUAAAAAAGUCUGUUAUAUAUAGCAUUAGUGUAUCAUAUGCUCACAUGUGUUCUUUCAAGUGAUUAAAACAGUAUCUGGGCAAUAUGUCACCUUUAUUAUUCUGAAGUAUCAUCAUGCUUUCAUUGAAGCGCUAUAAAUAUAUUAACGGAUAAUGUGCAGAGAGUUCCAAGACAUAUGGAGCAAUAUUUCUUUGUGUUAUGUACGGAAGUGUGUUGAUAUUUUUUGCCACCACAGCUUGUGAUCCUAAUGUAACGCUUGUAAAUGUUUUUGUUUUCUUUUAGCAGUGAAGCUGCUUAAGCUGCCGUAAUAUGUAUGCCGUAUCGCGAUUCAUAAAUGGGUAUGUGCUACAGAAAUUGGUAAUUCCCGCUACUCACCACUGGUCCACUAAAAAAGAAGGCAAUAGGUAGCCAAACACUGGGGAACGGGAAAGGCAACGGCUGCUGCGAGAAACUAUCGUCAUCGUUAACAGGUGUGUGCCUCAGAAAUGGGGUAAAUCCCACCACUCACCACUGGUCCACUAAAAAGGAAAAAUGCAACAGUUAGCCCAACACUAGGGAAUGAAAAAGGCAACGGCCACUGCAAGAAACUAUCAUGAUCAUAAAUGGGUAUGUGCCACAGAAAUUGGGUAAAUCCCACUACUCACCACUGGUCCACUAAAAAGGAAGAAGGCAACAGUUAGCCCAACACUAGGGAACGAAAAAGGCAACGGCCACUGCGAGAAACUAUCGUCAUCGUUAACAGGUGUGUGCCACAGAACUGGGGUAAAUCCCACUACUCACCACUGGUCCACUAAAAAGGAAAAAUGCAACAGUUAGCCCAACACUAGGGAACGGGAAAGGCAACGGCUGCUGGGAGAAGACCUCAAAGCGAUGGAAGGCCUAUGCCAACGAUGACGUGCCUGUAGAUCUAUGAGAGGUGAGAAUGCUUGGUUUCAGCACGAGUUUGUCUGUGGUUGGACAUCCAUGUCAUGUCUGUGACUGUAUGAGAGGUGCGAACACUUGGUUCCAGUGCAAGUUUCUUUCUCUGGAGUCUGGACAUCCGUGUCGUGUCUGUGACUGUGUGUGGUUUAUCGCGAACUUCUCUACACUGAGAAUCAACAUAGAAAUAGCAUCGCCCAGCAAUGACCUAGAAGCAACCUAGAAACAACCUAGAAGCAACUAGAUUAGUCUUCAGAAUCAUCCAGUUUUGCUGUUUCGAGGCUUGCGCGGCUAAGUGCGAGCUUCCCUUUGCACCUGAACUUCUUUCACUGACAUUUUAUUUCAUAUGUUCAAGUGAUGCUUGACACUUGAUGUAUAGAAGCACCUGUACGGUGGCACAAUGUGUGUCACCAUAUAUAUAGGUACGUCUAUGCGCAAGAGAGUGUGAUAAUUAGCUCAAUGGCCUAUUGCCACAUAUAAUAAUAAAUUUGGGUGUUUAAGUAUAGUAUCUGAAUUUCAUCCUGUAGUCACACAUUUGUGUAUUGGCAGCAGGUUUUUGCAUGUAAGCAUAGUAUUUAUGUACAGAGCGAUGGGAACUUGCGCAAGACAUAGAUAAGCACACUGUCGCCACUGUACCAACGUGUGAAUAGACUAAGGUUAGUUUGUACAGUUUAGCACCUCAGUUACCAGUGCAGCAGCUCAUAUGGCUUAAUGCUGCAGUCGCAGUCUGAUACCAUGCAGUGUGGGACACGUGGUUUGCCUCGCCGUGGUGUUUUUCUUUGGCUUUGCAGGUUCCUCAUCUUUGGCAUUGCUGGAGCAGCACUGUUCACUCGUGUCCAUACAAGGCAGACUGCGUUCCUGCCAGCGGUGCAUCUAUGUGAGCUAGUAAAAGGCAAACAUGCAAAUAAGACACCUUCAUUCCCACUCAGGCUAGUGCCCCUUCCAGUGCCACCUGUGUCCCGCUGUAGUCACUCAGAAGUGCGAUCUCACAAAGCACAUUUGCACCCACACAGGAGAGCGACUUUUUUCCUGUGUCCACUGCAGUGAAUUUUUUUUUUUUGUGCAAAGUUAGCCUCAAAGAGCACAUGUGCAUUGGGAGCAAAGCGCGUGAAUAAAAAUAGGAACACACAAUUA
Molecule: messenger RNA, 6005 nt
Organism: Rhipicephalus sanguineus (brown dog tick)
Lineage: Eukaryota; Metazoa; Arthropoda; Arachnida; Ixodida; Ixodidae
Product: gastrula zinc finger protein XlCGF52.1-like
Exons: 2
Coding region: 10-888 (292 amino acids)
Biological process (GO): regulation of transcription by RNA polymerase II
Molecular function (GO): RNA polymerase II cis-regulatory region sequence-specific DNA binding; DNA-binding transcription factor activity, RNA polymerase II-specific
Source: RefSeq, a predicted model, not a curated record